Molecule: messenger RNA, 1987 nt
Organism: Xiphophorus couchianus (Monterrey platyfish)
Lineage: Eukaryota; Metazoa; Chordata; Actinopteri; Cyprinodontiformes; Poeciliidae
Product: histone H3
Exons: 1
Coding region: 76-486 (136 amino acids)
Cellular component (GO): nucleosome
Molecular function (GO): structural constituent of chromatin; protein heterodimerization activity; DNA binding
Source: RefSeq, a predicted model, not a curated record
GCCGCAGCUUAAGAGCAGCGGAGCCUCGGCGGUUCGCCACAUUUCUCUCCUGAUCCCGAGCAGAGAAGCAGAAUCAUGGCCAGAACCAAGCAGACCGCCCGUAAAUCCACCGGAGGCAAAGCCCCCAGGAAGCAGCUGGCCACCAAGGCAGCCAGGAAGAGCGCUCCGGCUACCGGCGGCGUGAAGAAGCCUCACCGCUACAGGCCCGGUACCGUGGCUCUGAGGGAGAUCCGUCGCUACCAGAAGUCGACGGAGCUGCUGAUCCGCAAGCUGCCCUUCCAGCGUCUGGUCCGAGAGAUCGCUCAGGACUUCAAGACCGACCUGCGCUUCCAGAGCUCCGCCGUCAUGGCUCUGCAGGAGGCCAGCGAGGCCUACCUGGUGGGUCUGUUCGAGGACACCAACCUGUGCGCCAUCCACGCCAAGAGGGUCACCAUCAUGCCCAAAGACAUCCAGCUGGCCCGCCGCAUCCGCGGAGAGAGAGCUUAGAGGCUGCAGCUCCAACAAACACACAACGGCUCUUUUAAGAGCCACACACACCCAGUUUAACAGCUCUUCCUGUUGGUAAUAUUGUAGCAUAUAGUAAAGAUUAACUUUAAGUUGAGAAGUUUGACUUUCUUUUUGGUUGAUCUUGUCAAAAACAGGCCACCUUAUGUUUUAUUAACCAUUAGUUAAUUAACAUUAUAGCUAUCCCUCAAAAAUAAAGACAGAAAUUAUCAUGGCAUCUAAAUAUUUCUUACAUCAACUACAGUUGAUAAAACUUGUUUCACAUGAACGUUUCCACAAGUGAGUGAAAAAUGACCCAAAUUCUCCUCGGAGUUUCAUUUGUAAACUUGGUUCUGAGCAACAUGAAUGUAUAUUUAUUUUUUUGACGCACACAGAGAACAUCAAGUGUUAGUUAUUGUGUAAUUUAUUCUAUUUUACAGUUUAUUUAGCUAGCUAACUUCGCAUUUUUGUGUCUGUGUCAUUACUUAUUACAUUAUCCUAUUUCAUCAUAUUCUUAAAAUACGUCACUUCCUCCAUGUGUUGGAUGAAGAAGCUCUUCCUCAUGUACAAAAUAUUCUAUUCUGCUGUUAUGAAAACUGCUUUUCCAAUUUUCAAAAUGUUUCAAAUUUGUUUUGUGUUUUUAUUAAAAAUUAUUUUCAGGUAAAAAUCCUUCUUUUGUGGACCGCUGCAAUACAAAAUAUGUAGCAAAUGAUGAUCUUUAACCAACAUUAAAAACACGUCGACUCUAAAACGGGUCAUUUUCGACUCGCCUAUAUGGAAGCGUGUGGCCGUCCUGUCGCUCAUGCAACUAAAGGUUCAUUAUUAUUUUUUUAGGCUAUUAGUAUUUACACAACAUGAUUAUUGCAGCUUUUUAAUCUUUUCAUAUUUCUUAGCUUGUAUUUUCAGUUGAGACACAGUAUAUGGAAUAUGUUUAUAAAUUAAGUUGCAAGUCUGUUUUUAAAAUUAUUAUUAUUUCUGAGAUCACCAAAAAUGGCGCCUCUGCUACAUUCACUCCGUCAUUAGCGUUUCACGUCACACAUUCCUACUAUCAACCACUAGAGGGAGAUGAAGCGCCACCUGUCUGCUGACGUUCUCACGUUCUGUGUGGAACAGAGAACCAAAAAAAAGGAAAGAGUCAUUUUGGGGCAUUAUAGGUGUUGGAGCUAUUUAUUGUUUAUUUCUUUAUCCAUUUGAAUUUCGUUAGUUUAUUGUUAAAUUUCUAUUUUUUGUAUUAUUUACAAGUUAAUAAUUGUUGAUUCUAUUUAUCUUUUGUUUUAUUAUUUUUCUUCUUUAUUCUUUCUGAGUCAGACAGGAAGUAAGGUGGGUCAGUCCACUUUCUAUCAGUGUAGGGGCCUGGAAAAGGACCAGCAGGCAUUUGGGUUUGGGGCCUAUGGGUUUUUUUUUUUUUUUUACCAGAGCAAGAGAGGUAAAAUGAGAACAAAGGAAAGUUUGAACUCUGUAAUUGUUUGCUGAAAUAGGAAAAAUAAAUCAUCCAGAACAAUCA